Messenger RNA from Neocloeon triangulifer, 1376 nucleotides. RefSeq names its product phospholipase A1-like. NCBI's taxonomy places the organism in Eukaryota, Metazoa, Arthropoda, Insecta, Ephemeroptera, Baetidae. The transcript is spliced from 7 exons. Bases 118 to 1257 code for a protein of 379 amino acids. The record is from RefSeq and is a predicted model, not a curated record. Gene Ontology annotation, molecular function: lipase activity.
GGUUCUAGUUUCAUAUUUGCAUCUCAGCUUUUCGCAAAAGGAACAUGUAAAUUACGAAAAAUUUCCCACCGCAUAUUCUUCUUGGAUAAUUUUUUACUCAGCAUUUUUCAACUUUAUAUGGAAAAUACCGCAAUAAUUUUGGCGUUAUUUAAAAAUUUCACCACAUCAGUACCCAUGAUGCGGGUUUUUGCACUGUUUUGGAUCUUGUUGGCUGCAGCGGCAGUGCUCUGUUCAGGGGUUAAAUUUAACCACCAGAAUUUGGAGAACAACGACAUGAACAGGAUUCUAUCCACGAGCCCGGACGCAAAUAAUUUGACAAUGAUAGGCAACGCGACUGUCACUGGGACGUUAUCCACCUGCGUAAAAUUAUCAGAAUCUGUUACUUGUCCAAAUUCUCUGGUUCCAUUCUAUCUCUACACCUCAUUAAACAGAGAGCGCGCAUUGAUCGACACAACAAACGCAAAUUGGUUUGCCAAUAACAAUUUUAACAUUACGAAGAAAACGGUUUUGUUGAUCCACGGGUAUGGAACAGGCGACCAGAGCGGAGGGACACCGAUUCUCAGAACAGCAUACCUAAGAACCGGCGAGUACAACGUGAUCAACGCGGACUUUGCGAUAUUAAUGAAGACCCCAUGCUUCACCGAAUCGGUUUACAACUUGAUGGCGAUGAGCAAAUGCACUGCCCACAUGCUUGCUUUUCUUGAGCGCUCCACUGGGGUCAAGUCUGUGGAUGUCACUUGUGUUGGGCACAGUUUAGGGGCGCACGUUUGCGGCAUCACAGCAAAUUAUUUACCCACCAAGCUCAACAGAAUUAUUGCACUUGAUCCUGCCAAGCCACUUAUCCGGAGAAGAAGUUCUGGUCAGCGUCUGGACGCUUCGGACGCAGUGCAAGUUGAAGUUAUCCACACAAAUGCCGGAUUUUUGGGUCUUCCUGGAUUUGUAGGCACGGUUGACUUUUGUGCCGAUGGAGGUUUCAUUCAAUCCACCUGCAGAUCUAGUCGUAAUCGGAACACUUGCAGUCAUUCUCAGAGCAUUUGCAUUAUGGCCGAGAGCCUUUUUCAAAGCAAAAGACGAACUGCCGUCCCAUGCGAAAAAAGGUGCCCCUAUAGGCGACUGAGUGUCCUUCCAGGAUCAAAUGAAAUUGUAGGAAAUUCCACUUCGAGCUCAGCCUCGGGAAUGUACUGUUUUAAUUUAUCAACGGCGCCCUAUUGCAAUUUGACAGAUCCAAAUUAUGGCGACGCACACUGUUGUGGAUAAUUUAUAAGUUGUUUAGUGCAUGAAAUUAUUUAUUUUCAAAUGAAAUUGAGAUUAAGGAAUCUUAUAAACGGCUUAAAUAGAAAUAUGUUGGAAUAUAAAAUUGAAGAUUUGUAAUAUGU